Molecule: messenger RNA, 3605 nt
Organism: Rubroshorea leprosula
Lineage: Eukaryota; Viridiplantae; Streptophyta; Magnoliopsida; Malvales; Dipterocarpaceae
Source: the annotation of a GenBank genome assembly
GUAAAAAAUGAAUUCUAAAUAAACCAUCUAAGUGUAAAUGAAAAGAAAGAACACCUAUAAUGAAUCUAAAAAUAAAAAAAGCUUGAACAUUUUUUCUCUCCUUUGUGUGGGAGUGGUUUUUUUCUCCUCUGCGUGGGAGUGGCAAACUGUAAGCGUCGACGAUGGCAGAGUCAAGUGUUAGAGAGCUAGUGCUAGCGCUAGGUGAGCGGUUGGCUUUAACAGCGAAUGAAGACGUGCGGUUGAGUUUGGACGAUAGGGAUGAUGCGCAGCAGCGUGGAAGAGGGGAUCAAUGGUGUUUGGUGGGUACAGUUCUCACUCGAAAACGGUACCAUAUGGAAUCAAUGGAAAGAACUGUGGUUGAUGUGUGGCGAUCGGUGAAGGGGAUGCAUAUGAGGAUUUUAGGAAAUAAUCUCUUUGCCUUCUAUUGCUUCCAUCCAGUUGAUAUGCAGCGGGUGUUGGCUGAAGGGCCAUGGCGGUUCGACAAUCAUAUUAUGAUCCAUAAUCUCUCCCUAGAUCGUUUGACGGUGGAGUCUGACAAAAACAUAGGAAGCGUAAUGGGUAGACUUAUCGAGGUGGAUGUCAGUGAAGGGAAUAUUUGGGGGUCAGAGUACAUACGAGUUAGAAUGGGUAUUGAUGCUCGUAGGCCUUUAAGACGAGGCAUGAAGUUGACACUCAAAGGAAAGCCGUUAUGGGUGUCAUUCCGGUAUGAGCGGCUUCCAAACUUCUGCUAUUGUUGUGGCAUGCUAGAUCAUGUUGAGUGGGAUUGUGAAGUGGGACUAGAGUUAGAAAGCAUGGGGAUGGUUGAACGGCCUUACAAUGAUGAGCUGAGGGCAAUCCCAUGGAGGAUACGACAAGGGAGGAGUUCUGGCCAGAAAUUUGGAGAUGAUGGUGGAGGAGUGGAUGAUGGAAAAAGGGUGAUUGAAGUUAAUGCGGAAACUAAUAGGCGGGAGUUGUGUGGUUUGAAGGGGGUUGAGAUCGUAAGGCCCAUUACUAGAAAAGAUCAGAGUUGUGUUGAUACUGUGGAGGGAGUUGGGCCUAGAAAUGCUCUUGGGAUGGUUCAAGGUCUAAAAAACACCCUCAUUGUGGACAAUAUAGGUGGCCAAGGUCCAGAGACAGAUAUAGCUUUUGUCUCCUCAUCAGGCCCAAGUAACACUCCUUUUAAGAGAAGAGCUUGGAAGAAAGAGGCUUGCGAAAGAAAGAGCUCAAGUUCACAAUUGAAGCAUAUUCUUAGCAGGGUGAAACGAAAAGAUGAGCAAGAGGUGGUGGUAAGGAAUGAGGUAGAAGGGGGGGAGAAGCUUGUUGGUCACAUGAGUCUGUUAUGUUGGAAUUGCCGAGGGCUUGGGAACCCUCACGUAGUUCGUAGCCUCAUUGAAUUGGUGAGGUGGAAGAAACCCACAGCGGUGUUCCUUAGUGAAACACAACUAGAUAAGCGAAGGAUGGAGGGAGUUCGACGUCAGUUGGGUUUUAAGAAUUGUUUUACUAUUGAUAGAGAUGGCACUGGUGGGGGUUUAGCGAUGCUAUGGCAAGAUGGUGUCAUUUUAUCUUUAUUAUCCUACUCUCAAAACCGUAUAGAUAUGGAGGAAGAAAAAAGGGGAGGAGAACCACAACCAGAGUGGUUGCUAAAUGGUUUUCGAGAGGUAGUGGUAGAUUGUGAGCUUACAGAGGUACGGAUGAUAGGGUUCCCUUAUUUAUGGAGUAGAGGGGGAGCGGAGGAGAAGUUGGAUAGAAUUUUGGCAUCUAGAGAGUGGCAAGCCUCUUUUCCACAAGCAAUGAUUAUUUUGAUUCCUAAAGUGGGGGAGCCAAAAGUGAUGGGGGAGCCAAAAGUGAUGGGUGAUCCACAUCCAUUUAACCUGUGUAAUGUGAUAUAUUGGAUUAUUGCUAAGAUUACAGACAAUGUACUUGUAGCCUUUGAAGCGCUCCAUUAUAUGUAUUUUAGGCGGGAGCAACAACGAGGGUGGCAAGCCAUCAAGCUUGACAUGAGUAAGGCAUAUGAUAGGGUGGAGUGGAGAUAUCUAGAAGCUGUAAUGGUGGCGAUGGGUUUUGAUGAGAGGUGUACUGGUUUGAUUAUGCAAUGUGUUAGUAUAGUGGAGUAUGAAAUCCUAUUAAAUGGGAAGGAGGUAGGGUCUCACGAGCAUGAUCAAGGACGCCGAGAAUCAAAGGUUGCUUCACGGGAUCAGGUGAAAGAAGCAGAAGUAGUGCAGCAGAUUUUGAAGGGGUAUAGAGAGGCUUCAGGCCAAGUUGUGAACUUCCAUAAAUCAUCUAUUUUGUUCAGUAGGAAUGUUCAGCGAAGGGUACAAAAUCAAAUUAGUCAGUUGUUAGCUGUACAAGAGGUAGAACAUCAUGGCCGCUACUUAGGUCUUCCUACCCAUAUUGGCAGAUCAAAAGUGGAUGCUUUUGCAGGCUUAAAAGGAAAAUUUUGGGCGAGGAUUAAGGAGUGGCAUGAGCAGUCUCUCUCACGGGCGGGUCGUCUUGUACUCAUAAAAUCUGUGUUGCAAUCUUUACCCACUUAUAUUAUGAGUAUUUUUAAACUCCCCAUUACUCUCUAUAAAGCCUUGGAAGGUAUCAUGAGGAGAUACUGGUGGGGAGGGGGUAAAGACAGUCACAAGAUCCAUUGGGUAGAAUGGAGGAGAUUGACGAGACCAAAGAGAGAAGGGGGAUUGGGCUUUCGGUCGCUUCACAAAUUUAAUAUGGCCAUGCUAGCCAAGCAGGGUUGGAGAUUGAUAAGAGAGCCAAACUCGCUAGCUGCUAGAGUUUUAAAGGCGAAAUACUUUCGUAGAACUGACUUUCUACAUUCAAGAGAAGCAUAUAGUGCUAGCCUUACAUGGAAGGGUAUCUGGGAGGCAAGAUAUAUCCUCCAAGCAGUUGUCAACGGCGUAUCAGAAAUGGUAGAAGCACUAGGAUAUCAUGUGGCCUGUCAAUCUCAUCAAGAUCCUCAGCAACCAUCCUCCUUUAUAGGCGAGUUUCGAGGACAAACUUUGUGGAGGUUGGAGCUACCGAAAAGGAUUAAAGUAUUCCUUUGGAGUGCUUAUAGGGAGAUACUUCCAACAAAGGAAAACUUACGUAAGAGAUGGGUGGACAUUGAUAACUACUGUCUAGUUUGUGGAGAGAUGACUGAAACGAGGGCGCAUGUUAUGAAGGAUUGCCAGUUUGCACGAGCUGUAUGGUUGGGGAGUCAGUUAAACCUUUGUGUUGCGGAUUUGCAGUUUGUUGGUCACUGUGGAACAAUCGAAAUGAUAUAUUAUGGGAGAGUAAGAGGCAACAACCACAGCAAGUUUGUGGGAUGGCGGUUUGAUUUUUGCAGGAGUACGCUGAACUGUAAACACAAAUGUGGGACGCGAGGAGGACCAAGGAGAGGGGAGAUAAAGCGGGAACCACCAGAUGAAUCACAUUUUAAGCUAUGUCAUGCCGAUGACAAGGAACUUUUCGAGUCGAGGCGGUGGAGGCCUAUGGCCUGUGUGAAGCGUUGCAGUGGGCAUACGAAAUGGGAUUAAGGAAGAUUAUUGUUGAGUGUGACUAUGUGGUUGUCGUAUAGUGGCUGGGGUCUCAACAUGUAGUGUUGUUAUCAGAGUUAGGGGGAGUGUUGGAGGAUUGUAAAGGCUUGAUGG